CUGUUCAUUCUGAUUCAUCAUUCAUUUCGUCAAAUAAUUACUAAACGACGUCAUUCAUUUCUCGAUAAUUCAAUUUCCAUUCAGUUUCAAUUAGCUAUAUGUUGUUUUGUUGAUAACUCAGUAGACGCCUAUGUUUACAUUCUAUAUAAAGCAACUACCGGAUAGAGUUUUAUCUGCUCAGCGUCAAAAACUAAUCAAAGGGCGAGUAGGUAAUUUGAUAUUAAACCUUGUGCAACAUUGAAACAGUCAAAAUGUCUUUGUACCCAUCGCUUGAAGAUAUGAAAGUAGACAAUAUGGUGAGGGCCCAAAUGACUCAACAGCACGGUCCGCCACCUUACCAGACGUAUGAGUCAAUAGGAGCGCCUGGUGGGCCCCAAGCAGCUCCCAGUGCACCUAGACAAGUUUAUCCUGCUUUAGGUGAAUACAUGGGCUUAGAGCUUUCAUCUGACAUUAUUGCUCUAAACAUGCCUGAGUACCAGAUCCAAACAGUUCAACCUUCUGGAGCAGUAUGCAAUAUAGUUGCACCUCUUUCAUCACAGUCUCCCAGCUUGUUAAAAGCAACAGUUACUCAAGGAAUAAGACCAGUAAUUCUCUGUAAAGAUAAAGAUGGUAAAUGUGGAUUGAGAUUACAUUCAGUUAAUGAUGGAGUGUUUGUAUGUUAUGUUGCCGCGGGUAGCCCUGCUGCCUUAGCUGGAUUAAGAUUUGGUGACCAGAUAUUAGAGAUCAAUGAUGUUGCUCUAGCAGGAAUGACUAUGGACCAAUCUCAUGCACUCCUAAAAAAAGCAUCUGUUAAUGGUAUCAAAAUGGCUGUUCGUGACAGGCCUUUUGAAAGGACUGUUACUUUGCACAAGGAUUCUCUUGGUCACAUUGGCUUCCAAUUUAAAGAUGGAAAAAUAGUUGGACUUGUAAAGGAUUCCUCGGCUGCACGUAAUGGAUUGUUGACUGACCAUCAAUUACUUGAAAUAAACACUAUAAAUGUGGUGGGCAUGAAAGAUAAGGAAAUAUCAAAGGUUAUUGAUGCAAGUCCCUCAGUUGUAAAUGUAACUAUUAUUCCGCAUUAUAUUUACAAACAUAUGAUAAGCAAAAUGUCAAGCAGCUUGUUCAAGGAACUGGACCGUACUCCAGCCGUAUAAAGAAAUAUAUUAAAAAGUUAAAUGUCUGUAUGGAAUAUUUUAAAAAGAAGCACUACACUUUAUUCUAUAGCUAUUCUAUUAAGCACAUAUUUUUCAUAAUUAUUUGUCAUAAUUUUAAUAAGGUAUAACUUAUCAAAUAAUUAAUUUACUGUUAUCAUAUAGCUGAAUCACCCGUAAUGACAAAUUUUGGUAGGUGCAGAGGGCCACAUUUGGGCUAUAAUUUUUUUGGUUACUGUCUUAUUUCGCCUUAGCUUUGGUGCUCCAUUUAUGGCUGCUCCAUUUAUGGCAUUAUUAAUGAUUUUAAAAUGUAUGACCAUCACUUAUUUUUUAGUUUUUAUAUUAUAAUAGUCAGUAAGGGCUGUGAAGAUACUAGAGUUGCUAAUAUAUUUGUUCAAAAAUUGAUGGGAAAAUUAAUCAAAAUUUACAGUAUUUUUUCGCUUUAGAAAAUUUUAAAUGUGUGUAAAAAUGUUGAUGAAUCCUACAAAUACAUCAAACUUCUAUUUCUGUAUGUUAAUUUAAAUUCUGAUCAAUUACUUAUAUUUUUAUCUUACACAAGAUUAGAGUAUCAUUAAAUCAAUAUUAAAAUCAGAAUAUAUAAAUGCAAAUAAAUAUUUAUCAGUGCUACAUUAUCAAGCAUUGACACUGGUGCACUCAACUUAUUGUUAGCAUUUUUUUUUUUUUACAAAAAUGUUAUAUUUGUUAUGCAACAUAUAUACACCGAAUAGUGUUACAAAUAAAUUACGAAAGUUGCAUUAUAGUUCUUAAAAAAAAACAUGUUAACUUGUUAUUGAAUUAUAUGAUUAUGAAAUUGAAAACGAAAGUAAAGCCUUUAAAAUUGAACUUAUAAUAACAACAUUAUUAUCUUUGCAACUUAAAUUUUAUUAUUCACAUUCCUGCAACAAUUAUAAUAAACCUUUCUUAUGAAUUAACGGACAUACAAAUGACUAGUUAAUAUAAGUAUAGAUAAGAAUAGAUUAUUGUCACGUUUUGAAUAAGAUAAAUUUAUAUUGAGCUGAACAUACAUACAUAAGUAAAAGACUUGCAACUGCUAAAACACACAAAUCUUUGACUUUUUUUAAAUAUUUGUCUAUUUCUUCAGUAGAUUAAUAUUUAAUAUUUUUAAUAAGACGAGGUAAAUAAUUCAUAAUGAAUAUUAUUGUUCCCCGUGACCCAAAGAGAUUAUUUGUGCCAAUAUUAUUUUUCUAAUUUUUUUAUGAAAUGUGCAAGGAAAUCGAAUUGCCUAAUGAUUUAAAUUUCGUGUGUUGUUUCUUCAAAAUUUUUCUUAGAAUUUUUUUUUAUUCUAAAAAGUUAUUCUAUUACCUUUAAUUCUUAAUAAAUUUCAUCUUGUUACUUUAUUAACGAAAUGUGUGAAUUCGAAUCUGUUAAAUGCAACAUUUAUAGAAUAAGUAAUGAUAAGAUUUUUUAUUACUGGAUAUUAAAUUUAUAUUAGCCA
Molecule: messenger RNA, 2586 nt
Organism: Nymphalis io (European peacock)
Lineage: Eukaryota; Metazoa; Arthropoda; Insecta; Lepidoptera; Nymphalidae
Product: syntenin-1-like
Exons: 5
Coding region: 252-1133 (293 amino acids)
Cellular component (GO): cytoplasm; plasma membrane
Molecular function (GO): protein binding
Source: RefSeq, a predicted model, not a curated record